AUGUCUGAAGUUACUUUAGGUAGAUAUCUUUUCGAAAGAUUACAUCAAUUAGAAGUCAACACCAUCUUUGGUUUACCAGGUGAUUUCAACUUAUCCCUUUUAGACAAGAUUUAUGAAGUCCCAGACAUGAGAUGGGCCGGUAAUGCCAAUGAAUUAAAUGCCGCUUAUGCUGCUGAUGGUUAUUCUCGUAUCAAGAGAUUAGCUUGUUUAGUCACCACUUUUGGUGUUGGUGAAUUAUCCGCUUUGAAUGGGGUUGGUGGUGCUUAUGCUGAACAUGUUGGUUUAUUACAUGUUGUUGGUGUUCCAUCAAUUGCUUCUCAAGCUAAACAAUUAUUAUUACAUCAUACUUUAGGUAACGGUGAUUUCACUGUUUUCCACAGAAUGUCAAACAACAUUUCUCAAACUACUGCUUUUAUUAGUGAUAUUCAUAGUGCUCCUGGUGAAAUUGACAGAUGUAUUAGAGAUGCUUAUGUUUAUCAACGUCCAGUUUAUAUUGGAUUACCUGCUAACUUGGUUGAUUUGAAAGUUCCAGCUUCCCUUUUGGAUACCCCAUUGGAUUUAAGUUUAAGACCAAAUGAUCCAGAAGCUCAAGAUGAAGUUAUUGAAAAUGUCCAAAAAUUGAUUUCUGAAGCUACUAACCCAAUCAUCUUAGUUGAUGCUUGUGCUUCAAGACAUGAUUGUAAGAAGGAAGUUGAACAAUUAGUUGACUUAACUAACUUCCCAGUCUUUACUACCCCAAUGGGUAAAUCCGGUGUCAAUGAAUCUCAUCCAAGAUUCGGUGGUGUUUAUGUUGGUACCUUAUCUCAUCCUGAAGUUAAACAAGCAGUUGAAGAAUCCGAUUUAGUCCUUUCCAUUGGUGCUCUUUUAUCUGAUUUCAACACUGGUUCAUUCUCUUAUUCAUACAAGACCAAAAACAUUGUUGAAUUCCAUUCCGAUUAUACCAAGAUUAGACAAGCAACUUUCCCAGGUGUUCAAAUGAAAGAAGCUUUACAAGUCUUAUUAAAAUCCGUUCAAUCCCAUAUCAGUCCAUCUUUUGUUCCUGGUCCAGUGCCAAAGGUUAAAUUAAUCAAUACUCCAGCUCCUGCUCAUACUCCAUUAACUCAAGAAUACUUAUGGACUAAGGUUUCUUCAUGGUUUAGAGAAGGUGAUAUUAUCGUUACCGAAACUGGUACUUCUGCUUUUGGUAUUGUUCAAUCCAGAUUCCCAAAUAACACCAUUGGUAUUUCUCAAGUUUUGUGGGGUUCAAUUGGUUUCACUACUGGUGCUACUGUUGGUGCUGCCAUGGCUGCUCAAGAAAUCGAUCCAAAUAAGAGAGUUAUUUUGUUUAUUGGUGAUGGUUCAUUACAAUUAACUGUUCAAGAAAUUUCCACCUUAUGUAAAUGGGAAUGUAACAAUACUUAUUUGUUUGUAUUGAACAAUGAUGGUUAUACUAUUGAAAGAUUGAUUCAUGGUAUGAAUGCUACUUAUAAUGAUAUCCAACCUUGGAACAAUUUAGAUUUAUUACCUUUGUUUAAUGCGAAAGAAUAUGAAACUUUAAGAAUUUCUACUGUCGGUGAAUUGAACAAGUUGUUUACUGAUAAGAAAUUUUCUACUCCAAAUAAAUUAAGAAUGAUUGAAGUUAUGUUACCAAGAAUGGAUGCUCCUGCUAAUUUGGUUGCUCAAGCCAAGAUUUCUGAAGCUACUAAUGCUGAAAAUUAG
Molecule: messenger RNA, 1698 nt
Organism: Hemisphaericaspora subhashii
Lineage: Eukaryota; Fungi; Ascomycota; Pichiomycetes; Serinales; Debaryomycetaceae
Gene: PDC11
Product: indolepyruvate decarboxylase 1
Exons: 1
Coding region: 1-1698 (565 amino acids)
Molecular function (GO): thiamine pyrophosphate binding; carboxy-lyase activity; magnesium ion binding
Source: RefSeq, a predicted model, not a curated record